Messenger RNA from Drosophila obscura, 2548 nucleotides. Its product is annotated as polycomb protein PHO. NCBI's taxonomy places the organism in Eukaryota, Metazoa, Arthropoda, Insecta, Diptera, Drosophilidae. The transcript has a single exon. Gene Ontology annotation, biological process: regulation of transcription by RNA polymerase II. Gene Ontology annotation, molecular function: RNA polymerase II cis-regulatory region sequence-specific DNA binding; DNA-binding transcription factor activity, RNA polymerase II-specific. The record is from RefSeq and is a predicted model, not a curated record. Gene Ontology annotation, cellular component: PcG protein complex; transcription regulator complex. Bases 1 to 2112 code for a protein of 703 amino acids.
AUGACAAGUCAUCACCACAGCGUCGGCGUCGGCGUCGGUGGCGGCAACUUUCAGCCCCAACUCCAACUGCAGCAUCAACACCAACUCCGGGCACCCAUUGUGAAGAACCUUUCGCUGGCUGCAGCGGCAGUGCCCCUGCCAAUGACCUCAUCCUCCUCGUCUGGCCACAGCACGAAUGCAUCGUCGCUGUAUUUCACACAGGUCCUGCAGCAGCCCCCGACUGCAAUCGUGGACCACGAGCCGUACACCAGCGUGCUGCAGCCAGCGGGCGGCGGAAGCGAGAGUUUCCUCAUCGAGGAGAUAAUCGACGACUAUGAGGAUGAGACCAAUAUUGUUGUGGACACCGGAGAGUUUUUCAUCUCGGGCGAUGUCUACGAAUACUACCCGGCGGUGGAUCGUCUAGGUAGGUUUACCUCAGGGGCCGUGGCCGAGGCAGAUGCCGUGCCACCGCCAAUUAUAAUGCAGCAGACCAGCGAGGAUGAGGACUACAUAGAUGAAGAUGCGAUGCGAAUGUCGUCCUCCUGCGAUGGCGACGAGGAGGAUGUGGACGAAGAGUCGGAUACGGUGCCGGCCAUGACGAAUGCCUUUGAAAUAGCCUCGGAAGUGUUGACCACCCUCGAGGCCACCAACAUCAAGGAGGAGCAGCUGGAAAGCGAUUUUUACAUGAAAACAGCGGAGGACUCAAACAGCUCCAAUGCCCAGGACUUUAAGGACCUGAAGCUCUUUGGCAACAGUAGUCGAGUGGAGCGACGGGCAAACGCAGCCACAAAGCGCUGGAAACAGACCAAGGUCCCCAUUCGCAUCACCCAGGAUGAGUUCAAUGUAACGCUCUGGUCGUCGCUCAACUCGGAGGACGAGGAAGAGGAGGAGGACCUGGACGAUCCGCAAGUGUCUGUGGUCCAUCCCGUGGUCUCCUCAUCAAGCAGCGCUGAAGCCUCCUCCUCCAAUAUGCCAAAGCUCAUCAUCGAUGAGCACAUAAUCAGCAACAACAUGCACCACGAUGUCCUCAGCGAUGGCAUCGGCAACGAGUACGUUAUCCUGCCGGAUCCCUUCAGCGCAUCGGCGGUGACGGAUGUGGAGGAGGUGGUCAAUGCAUUUAUGGGCGAUGUCAAGGGCGAGGAGGACAGCCAGCCGCUCAGUGAGCAGUUCAUCUACGCGGAUAAUCAUCUGGAUGAGGCAUACGGCUCAAUCGAACUCAUCGAGAAUAUGCCGCACAACGUGGAGUUGAUACCAGUCCCAGCCGCAGCCCCACCACCUCAGGCGAUGACAGGCGGCGCGAAGACAAACCGCUGCCCAACAGCAGCCCAGCUGUCGCUACCAAAGCUGGUGCUGCAGAACAGCAGCACCAACGUGCGGCUGAAAAGCAGCACAGGGGGCCAGGCUAAGGCCUCGAAAAGGCAAAUCAGCAGCGUCUCUACCGCUGCAGUAGGAUUGAAUGCGACGCCACCGCCGUUGGCGCCUCCCAACAUUUUGGUGCGCUCGCGAGCCACCACCGUGACCAAAACUGCAGCCAGUCUGGCCAACCAAGUCGCCGCCAGCAAUCAGACGGCAGUCGCCGCGGCCGAGGAAGAGGAGGAGCCCAAGUUUCGGUGCACCCAUCGUGGCUGCAACAAGGAGUUCAGGAAUCACUCGGCCAUGCGUAAGCAUAUGCAUACGCACGGUCCGCGCGGUCAUGUGUGCAAUGUUUGCGGCAAGAGUUUCGUGGAGAGCUCCAAGCUGAAGCGCCACCAGCUGGUCCACACUGGCGAGAAGCCGUUCGAGUGCACCUUUGAGGGGUGCGGCAAGCGUUUCUCCCUCGACUUCAAUCUGCGCACCCACGUCAGGAUACACACCGGGGAUCGGCCCUACCAUUGUCCCAUCGAUGGCUGCUCCAAGUGCUUUGCACAGUCGACGAACCUCAAGUCACACAUGCUGACGCACACGAAGCCCAAGCGCAAGUGGCCCCGGGCACCGCAGGUCAACAGCAAGUCAUCGCCGCAGGUCAACAACAAGACGCCUCUGGUGGCACGGUACGGGCGCUUGGAGUUUGGCGAGGAUCCUCGAUUGGUGUACGUGGAGCAGAACGAGGAGAUGGCAUCGGUGCUGCUGGAUGGUGCGUCGACCACAUCCUAACUAUCAGUGACCAUCAAUGUGUCCCUGAAUAGAACCGUGGCCUGAGUAAGAAGACUGGCCCCAGUUCCCGGGCACUCUAUCAAGUCGCGACCGAACGUGUAUUAUCUGGCUAGAUAACUGGCGGAUAAAAACCCAACCAACCAACCAACCAACCCAUAUGUACAGUUAGUUAUAGAGCAGGGCCAUUAAUCUAUGUAUGGCGGGCGGAGUUUAAUCUUGUAAUCUAUGAAGCGGAGAGCCUGUGGAGCGUGCGACGUCGUCCGCAUGCAGCCCAACCCCCUAAGUAAGUUCUUUUCUUAAAUUGGAUAUGUAGUAGGUGUAAAGCCAUUGGCAUGGAUGGAUAAAUGGAUCGAUCAGUCGACAGUUUAGAUUAUAAGAAUAAUUUUAAGAGUCCUAAGCCCCGUAAAACCACCCCCCCCUACAAAAUAGCUACUAU